Messenger RNA from Paramuricea clavata, 11192 nucleotides. NCBI's taxonomy places the organism in Eukaryota, Metazoa, Cnidaria, Anthozoa, Malacalcyonacea, Plexauridae. The record is from the annotation of a GenBank genome assembly.
AAGACUCAAACAAAAUUGGGAGCGUUUCUUCUGAAAGAUGAAACAGUAGAUACAAUUUCGUUAGGAAGUUUCUUUGCAAAACGAAAAGAGAAAACAGAGGGAACAUCUUCCCAGGCCAAGUCCACUGCGGCGGAGUUAAGAGAAGCUUCAAAGCAUCCUGCUACUAUGGCAACAACGUCAUCAGCAAAACUGAAAUUGAAACCAGAAAAUACUGAAAGAAAAAAGGAGUCAGAAACAGUAAGUUGUGUUUACAAUAUGAGGAUGUGCAUGUCUGUCAUGUGACAUUAUCUUUGAAAUUCUGAUUGUGUGCAAGCUCAGUGUUUAUUUCAGAAUUUUUAUUCCGGUGGUUUUCUGUGUAAACUAUAGUAAAAAGAACUUUAUUAAGACGUUAAAAGUUAUCUGUUAUAAUAUUCUGUUAGAAUUUCCUGCGUAUGUCUAUGAAAUUGGCGAAAGGAAAGAGUAUGACAGCAUGCUGGGCUAAGACAAACGAAUAUUCUAACCAAAGAGAAAACUCAUUCUGUUUAUUUAUUGUAGUUUCUGUAUCAGUCAAAACGUCAAUUUCGCACAAGUUUACGGAAAUAUCAAGUGAAACAUAUUCACAGUCUUCCCUCAUAUCAUAUACACUCAGUCUGAAGUAUAAGAGAAAACACAUUUGAAGUUGUACAAUUUGAACGAAAGUUGUACAAUGCUAUUUUGCAUAAAACUAGAAAUUUCAUCUUUUGUAGCCGUCAAGUUCGAAACGAAAGGCAGAAAGCUCAACUGUUACUAAACCUACGGAUACUCCAAAGGUAAAUACAGAAAGUGCCAUUGAGGUGUGCAAACUUUUACCUAUACCUUUCGCAGAAAAAGUAAUGAAAUUCUGACACUUUGUACGUUUCAUCAGAUAUGAAUAGUAUAUUUCGAAUCGUGUAUUAAAGAAUUUUUGCAUGCCGAAAUUGAAACAAAAAAAGAGUUUGAUAACUUUAGAAUUUAGAAUGUUUAAAGAAUUAACUGUUUGAAGAAGGCGUUUAUUGCCUCUUCUACACACACAAAUUUAGAUGGUGUGUAGAAAGAGUAAUUAGAUUAAUUAUGGUGAGCUAUUCUUAAUGCUUUCCCAGUACAUUGUACUUGUUGAAACAUAGUUGGAACACUGAUCUGUAGUGUAUGACUAACAGUAGGAGACAAUGGGAUUAUUAUUGCAUGCAAUGUGAGAGUGUUGAAAAGCAAGGAAUAGAAUAUACGUUUAAAUUCAACAUGAUCAAACCUUUAUUUGUUAAUCUAAAGCUUGAACAAUUCGUGACUGCCAACUCUCAUCAACUUUCAUCCUCGUUUUCCCGCUUAAAGAAUGUUUGGGGUUGAUAAGAAUGACUGGUGGUGUAGGACACACCUAGUAUUAAGUAUUUAUUUUUAAACAAAAUCAUUGUCCUCUCAUGCUAGGUGUCCAGUAAAGAAAAACCUCCUGUUAAAAAAGCAAAAGGUGAGUGAUCUGCUUCUUUACAUCAUUUUUUUCCAUUCAUGUUUUCGUAUGAGUUGCAUUAUUACUUUCUUUUCAGUGGCGGAAACGCCGGAAGGCCAAAAACGAGAAAUCGCAAUAAACCAGAUUUUGGUAGGAAAAUAUUAUUCAAUGUAUAUUAUUUUUUAUAUUUAUUUAUUAGCUUUGCCGUAAAAUACAUUUACAAUUUAAGACAGGGAGUCCGCAACAGCACAUACCAUGCAAUUACUGCGGCCCCAUUAGACUACAAUAUAGACUUACAUAGUCGACGACAAGUAAUAUAACAUACAACGAGUGAAAAAUUACGUCAUUAUACACUACAUUCAGGACGAGUUUGCAACAGCUAGGCUAUGUUGCUAUGAGUUACACUUUGAACACACGUGUAUGGGUUUGUACGAGCGAGUAUCGUCUGUGUUAAAACAAGUUCUUUUUAAACAUCUUUAAAAAGAUGUUGUGUAAUAUUCGUAUAUCCUCAUUUUAAACGUUGAUUUUCUAUUCAAGAACUAUAGAAACUGCUUAAUUUUAACCUAUAUUUGUUGUUUUAAACAAUAGUAUAGUUGAUUCAUUUUAUUUUUACAUUUCUUGAUAUUAAAUAUUUUCAUUUUCUUUGCAAUUGAUUUGAUUAGAAAUAUACGACACAGAGAUAGUUUAGCCAGUUUAGAAUUUUCUAAUAUGUUAUUGUCCUUCUUGUGCAAUAGAAAGAUGUCAUAUUUGUGCUCAGCGGUUUUAAAAAUCCUGAACGUGGUAAUCUCCGAGAUAAAGCAGUGUCCAUGGGCGCGCGCUAUCGUGGAGACUGGGACAAAACCUGUACCCAUUUAAUGUAAGACCAGCACACUAGAAUUGUUCUAUUGUCUGAAAUGUUUAGUUAUUGUAUGAGUUUAGUUAAAGCUUUAGAUUAACGUACUGUGGACACCUUCAUGUAUCAGGAGCUAGAGAAUAAACAAUGGCAACAUGUCAAUUACUUGCCUUCACGAAGACAACAUGCUUGCCAUUUGCUAGCACCAGAUCGUAAUCACUGAGGGAUAGAGUUAGUAGCAGAAAGUUUCUUUUUUCAAUAUACAGGCCUUCUAUUUUUGGUGCAAAUGUGUAAUUUUGGCGUAACGUUUAUCAUUGUGUGCGAUGGUAAUCCAAUGCCCUGUUUCUUACUAUGUUUUCCUGACCGGUAAUAUAUACAGAUUGUAUUUAUUAAUUCUUAAUCUCCAUUUUAGAUGUGCGUUUAUGAAUACGCCUAAAUACUCUCAAGUCAAAGGUAUAAAAUAUUUAUUCUGAGUUUUAUAACUAUAAGUAAUAUAUUACAAAGACCAUCCAAAAGUAGCCUGCUCGCAGACGUUGUAUAUUUCUUACGCCAAACGACGAAAAACUAACGUCUGCUGACCCGAGCUGCACAUUCCAUUCCCUUUGUUUUAGGAGCCAAUCAUCUGGCAGUGUUCAAAAGAGUUAGAGCCAAUUGGAAGCCGCCUUAAUGAGGGAUUAGCUACUGGGGAAAACCCUAGCACAUGGGAAUAUAUUGUUUGGGUAGAAAUUUGUUUACUUGCGUGGAUAUAUUUUGGAAACUAUAGCGUUGAACACGAUGUUUACGUAGAAUAAUAUUGUGAUCAUCUUCUCGCAUGUUCUGCAAACAAUCGGUGUAUAUAUAAAAUGCAAAAGCAAUGCAAUAGGCGAAAUUUAAAUUUUUGUUAACAAUGACAAACAAUCAAUCGAUCGAGAAACUCGGGUAUAUCAGGAUAUGUCCAAAUGUUGCUCUUGAUACUUGCUGCCGUGACUUCGGCGAGAACUUCUAAAAGAUUAAGCUCUCGUUGUCAUGUGGAAAAGUAUAGCCAAGUUAGAGUAUAAACGUUUCGAAGUUUGGGCGAAUUGGGAAAUUCAUCUCGGCGCAAUUACAAGUUCCUCGGGUUUGCGUUGUGUUUACAGUUUACAUUCAGAAGUGGUUGCUCAAACAGCAAAUUAGUUUACUUUGAAGUUAAUAUUUCGCUUUCUAAGUCACAUAUUAUAGUAUUAUAUAAAAUUUUCUGUCUUCUGAGUUCUGUUGUCUUAUAAAGAUAAACAUCCGUCAAAAGUUCAAAUUUCAUGCAUGCUGUCUGGCAUAGAUUCAUGCAGUUUAAUGCCAUCCUGUCCACAUUUUAAAUAUAACCGAACAUCUUCAUUAUCCGAAUCUGAUCAUUAAUGGUGCAUUUUAUUACCUGGACAAGUAUCAAUAUCUUUAAAUUCAAUUUAUGUGCAAUUUUGACCAAAAUUCAACCGACGACUGCUUUCAUAAUAUUUAUUUAUAUUUAUUCCGCUCCUAAAUCAACUGUCGUCACUUUCCAGAAUUUGGAAGGUAAAUUCUGAUUGGUUGACGUAGCGGAAUUCAUUCUGGCGCUCGGGUAAGCAGACGUUAGUUUUUCGUCGUUUGGCGUAAGAAAUACAACGUUUGGGAGCAGGCUAAUCUAAAAGGACCACCCGGAACUUUUAAUAAAGAUUUUAUUUUUUCUAUAUAUACUAUACAAUAUACGUGUAAGUCAUUUUUUUCUUCCUCAUGUUACAGCAACUGGAAAAGGCAAAAUCGUUUCACAGAAGUGGGUGCAUGAUUGUCUCAGUAGGAAAAAGCGACUGCCAGAAAAGAGGUUAGAAAAAUAACAAAAUGUAAGCAAAUAUUUUUAAUUAAUUGACACAUCGCCCAACAUUCGUAGUCGAUUUCUAUCGUUGUACUAUAUUGUUGCCGUGGAAGUGUAUGGUGUAUGAAAUUUAGUUCAAUUUUCCUUUCUCCUACACCUGCCACUUCUGAAGUUGACCAGCUUCUGCUGCCCAACUAUGUGCUGCCCCAUAACGCUUACCGAAACCCAUGCACGACCAGGGGUUAGUCAGAAGAAAAAGAAUCCGGUAAUUUAAUGAAAUUUGAAAAUUCAGUUAGCCCUCGGCAUUCACACCCAAGUUUAAAAAUGUCGUCUAUAAGGAGACCUUUCUUAACUCUGGCCUGACUAGCUAAAUGGCUGAUUCCAGCUAUAGACUAAAUUCUGAUCAAAGCAAGAAGAACGAAAUCCAACACCACAGCUAGAAAGAGCGUCUUAGAAUGAGUAAAACUGCAAAGAUUGGUUGCUAAAUGUUGUAAAAUGAAGAAAAUAUAGCCCUGUGAAGUUCGCAAAUUUUGUAUAUAUUUGUAUUACGCGCGGUAAAAAUAACCACUUUCGGCUCAAAAAUGGUUAUUUUUCCCGCGCGUAAUGCAAAUAUAUACAAAAUUUGCGAACUUCACAGGGCUAUAUAUUUCCGCAAUUUACAACAAUUCGCAACCAACUUUGCAAUUUUACUCAUUUUAAGAUGCUCUUUCCAGCUAUGGUAAUGGUUUCGUUCUUCUUGUUUAGAUCAAAAUUUCGUUUUUCGUCGAUCUAAAUUGGAAAAUUGCUAGCUAUAUAAAUGUAUUUGGAAAAACGGCGUGUAAUGCCGAAUUUUUUAGUGUAGCUAUACCUUGGCACCAACUGUGCAUGCGCCAUGAGAUUACCCAACUGUCAGAUCAGUUGGGUGCUUAGUUGAUGAAUUCGGUUAAUAAAGUAAUAACUUCGAGAUUAUACGUUGCUUUAGAUACAAACUGAGAGGUGAUGAUAGCGAUGAUGAUGAUAGUAGUACCGAAGAAGAAAUUGAAAUACCUGCCGCUCGAAAAACAGAUAAAGAUCGUCCAACAACUUCACACGCCGAACACAUAGUAGGUUCAGUAUCUAAAUAUUCUUAUAAAUGCUCAUUCGUAUAUACACAAAAUGAGUUUACUAUAGCUACCUAUUUGGCUUCUAAUAUAUGCCCACCCUCUCAAAACCAAGUUUGCAUAAAAUGACGUUUUCAGUAUUAGAGAGCUUUAGAUUUCACUAUUCUAACGCAAAGCCCCGUCAGUAAACUUGCUUACACCAACACAGCAGAUUUCAAACUUGCUUUCAUUCAUUGUUUUUUCAGGCUUCGCCAUCUCGCGAGUUGACAUCUCCAAAAACAACUUCCGAAUGUAAGAUUUUUGCGUAAUUUUAGUAACGUUGUAAUUUGAAAUUGAUUUUAGUUUUCUAGGAAUUGAUUUGGGUUAGUGCUCAUGACUCAAACUGUGAUAUUGCUUAAAUUAUAGGAUCUGGCAACCAUGGAUAUGCCCUCAUCCCCAAAUUUAGAAUUACGGAUACAGACUGUGUAGAACAACAAAAACUAAAGCAAAAAUAUCCCUCUAAAUUUCCCAGUUGCCAUCUCUUAUUGGUCUACAAUGUCGACUACAAAAGGCAACCAGAGUAGCCGGGGAAACUCUCAUUAAGAAAAUAUGUGGUGUGUUUAGUAGAGUUUAACAUUACUCUGAUGCCAAAUUAUAACCAGGCAUGCAUCUGUAUACUGCAGGAAUUCGUCGCAGCAGUGAAAGACACAUGCCCAAACCACUGUGUCGCCAACAUCAACUCGUGACAGGUAUAUCAUUAUAUUAUCUGUUUCUCUAACUAUUUAGCAACUCCAGCGCCAGUCGCAACUACCCCAGAUGAAAUCAACAAAACAGACGAUAUUGAAGAGAACUCUUCACUUCAAGACAAUACUGAGAUCAUCGAAGAUGAACCAUCAGGCAGUGGACAUGAUACCGAAGAUGAAAUCAGAAGGUUGAAUUACUAAAAAAUAAAAAAUUGAAUAUAAAAAUAACGAUCGAAAUUGUUCGGGAAAAAACCGAUAAACGAAAUUUGGUCGACUUGAUUUCAUUUUAACUCCCGGCCGCCAUUGGUUAAAUCCUGUCAUGCUGUAAAAAAACUUACAUUACUGUAAUGUCGUAAGGGAAGUGGGGGUUACUGAUUUAACCGAAACAAAAUUGCAGAAACUGUAGUGAGGGGAUGGGGGCUAAUAGAGAGGGGCUUGAUAAGUUUUCCUCUAAAAGGAGCUCAUUAAAGGAGGCACUGAUUUGAGAGGGGAGUUAAUAGAGGAUUUACGGUAGUUCUUUUAGAUCUGUGAAUCAUUUAAUUCCUAUUAACAUUGUGAAAAAUUCCUAUUAUUUUUAAAUCAUUUAAUUCCUAUUAACACUGUGGUGCCGCCAGAAAUUCCCCGACGAUUGGGGCUCAGGUCCCCGACAAAGUGUUCUUGUGAUGUGAAAUGGUCACCAUCUUGCUUCAUAUUAUCCUAAAGCCGUAUAUAACCGUGGAAAAUGACCACACUAAAUAAUUGUAAAUGAUUUUCUCUCUGUGUAUUGCAACAGAGUAGUGAAAGAUGAGGAGGAUCCUUACAACUGUUCAACUGAAUGUGAGACUGAUGAUGAUGAUGGUGAUGGUGAUGGUGAUGAUGUUAUCAAGAAAGCGAAUCACAAGUUAGAAGGUGGGUUUUCUAUAUUUAUUUAUUUAUUUACUCAACUUCGCCAGGUAAAAUUGCACGAAUGACAUGCAUACAAUACAAAUACAAAACUAUACAAGUGACGAAUGGCGGGGACACCACAACAGUUAAAACCAAUUACUGCGGGCCCUUUUAACAUAUAAGUUACAUACAGAUAUCUAGAAACAACAGUUGAUAACAUUGGUCAAACUUCGACAAGAGUUACAAUUUAAACAUACAGAUCUCCAUGUUCUUGGGCCCUCUGCAUCAAAACAACUGUGCAGGGCUUUCGAAUAAUAUUGUCGUAACAACUCUUAAAUGUACUUAAACUUAUAUUUGGGAACAGGUGGGAAAUUUGUCUGAGCAUGCGCGAGUAAAAUGAGUCACGCAAUUGUGUGGAAUACACGCAACGCGUGUUUACAAAAAAGCACAAUCGUGUAAAUAUUGCAAAAUGUUUGUACAAAAUAAAUGACUGUUUUAUGUUGAAAGAGUCAACAUGUUCUAAAUUAAUCAUACAGAACUUUUUAGUGACGUUCUAUUUCACUAGUACCCUGCCAUUGUUUCUGGUGGGCUGUCCGUGUGCAUUCGAUCUGAAACAGUUGCUACUUUGCUGUCGAAGAAUUUCGAAUGUUUACAUGAAAAUAGAGGCAAGUCAUGCAUUUUACAACCUCUUAAACUGUAUGAGCCCCUAUUUUUACGCUUAUACCCAAGAUAUCAAAUAAAAGUACAUGAAACAGAGAACAUUUGUAGAAAGUUUUAUCGUGAGGCCACGGCCAGUUUUUAAAAUAUCUUUAUUUCUGUUCCGGUCAUCACCAAAAUUACACAAAAGCCGGGAUUGAAUAUACAACAAAUUUUGAAUCGCAUCAAGCACAAAAAUACUUAACGUGUAACCAAGAUAUGCUCAUGAAAUCGAAAUUAAUAGCUAAAUUUUCAAACUAGACCCUUCUCGAAGCGGUUUUCAUGAAGGAAGUUCACAUUUCGGCCUUUGAUUCUUGGCAAAAAUUUGACCACAACACGUGCGAAGCAACUGGGUCUCAAAGACUGAACUAAAACAUUGUGAGCCCCUAUUUUCCUGACGAUAUGUUUGAUACCUACAAACGCCGAAAACUUUUUUCUUUUCAUUUAGCUAUAUUUGAAAUUGAGGCCACGGGCUAUUUUUGAGAAAAUACAGUUCAAAGUCUAUUUUUACAUAUUUUCAAAAUUUGUCAAAUUUUGCGAGCUUGUAUUUUGAACUUAGACAGCUGAAGUUACAUUAACAAACAUAGGAUGGAAAAUUUGAGGCAUAUAAAGUUAAUUUCAACUUACAUUUCAUUCUCAAAUCACGUCUUUCUUCGUUUAUUACGGUUUUAAACAAGCCAUAGAUCGACGUAUACGGUAUUUACUCCCAUGUUCACGUCGCCAUAUGAACUUCUUCCAAUCACUCGAUUACAAAACAAUCAUCCCAAAACAAAGAAUUCAUGAUCGACUUUUAAAAGAAUAACCAAUAAUUUGUAAAUCGUUGAAUGGAAAGCAAAAAAUCGUCAGCUAAAACAGCUUCUUGCUAACUUUCUGCUUUGUUUUGAAUGUAAAUGCAAUGAGCUUUGUUUCUGCCCGCAAUUCUUUGGUCAGCGACGACAAAUUUCCCACCUGUUAUAUUUGGGUGUCUUAAGUCUGUUGGAAGACAAUUCCAUACUCUCGUGACGCGGGUAAUAUACGAUCGUUGGAAUGUCCUAGUCCUGCAUUUUGGGGGGGCGGAAGAAUAACUCACUGGCACUGGAAGAUCUAAUUACUCUCGUGGGAAUUAUCGGUGAAUAUCUUGUGCCCUUCAUUAAUUUUUGGCAUUCAUCAAUGAUGGUCAGUCUUCAGCUGGACAUGAAUCAGCAUCCUCCACUAAUAGACCUUAUGCAUAAUGACGUCAUUAAGUGUGAUGGGCGCGGUGAAUUCUGGUCUUAGUACUUACGGCGGGAAAGCAAUCCAGCAUGGCUACUGUCGAUGGUGAGUGUGCUGCUGUUUUUUGUCCUAUUUAGAGAGGCUGUUCAACAAAAUCAUUGGCAAAACUUCCUCCGUUCACCCUCGAAAUAAACUGGUGAAGAACGGCGUACAAUGCCCGAUAAAACAUCCUGAAACACAACGCGUAAACAUCCAGCAUCUCCACUUCCUUUACUCGUACUAGUCCGUGAAAGCGGACUGUUGCCGUUACUUUCAGGGCUUGACAUCCUCUGAAGACAAGUGCAAGAGUUCUGAAAAGAACUAGGGUCUUCAUUGGCUUCAUGGCUUGUAUAUACAGCCUCUAAAAUACGAAAAAGGACAGCAGCACACUCGGCCAUACUGGACCAAAAUUCACCGCGCGCAUCACACCUAUUGACGUUAUUAUGCAUAAAGGAUAUUGGUCAUGUACGUUUUCUGAUAACACUCAUUUAGUUUUCCUGUAUCAGCUGUUCUUUGCAACACCACGAGUGACCAGAUAGGCGCAGCCUUCGUUCUUGCAUAACCUGGUAAUCUCAUCAGGAAGUUUCCCACAAUUAUAGCUCUUCUAGUUUCAUACUAGACAAUAGAGUACAACGAAGAAUUUGUUGCCUCGAGCGGGAUUCGAAAUCGUAUCUUCGGUCAAGACAACCCGCUCGAGAAAAGGAGAUUUUCGUUGUACUCUACAGUGUCAGAAUAAUAUGAAACUAGUUUUUUCAUAUCUGAGGACGGUUCUUUUACAGCUCUUCUGUUAUUAGGUAUGUCCUUCACUCAACGUUUAAGAUGGCCCUCGACAUUCUUGUUUUCCAUUUACAGCCUUUUCUUGUUACCAAAUUAAAGAUGUUUAAUGUUGAUCAAUAUGUAACACUGGAACCCCUCUUCACCUCUUUAAUAUUGCUCAUUUUGUCGAGAGCUGUCCUUUUCCAAACUGACUAGAACAAUCAGCCAAAGUUACUAUGAUAUUCAUUGUAUAUAUUGUGAUUGUGCUUGAAGUCCCCAUCCCAUUUCCUCCCAUAAAAACGCAUUCAUGUAGUAGAGGAUGUUAAAGAGGGAGGGUAUUGUUCACGUGUGACGAUGGCACAGUGAUUUCACAAAGAAAAAAUCUUCUAUUUCACGUUUCACGGAAAAAAGACGGUGUUACUAAAAUAUUUCUUCUCCUAGAGAUGUAAAUUGUUCGUUCAUUGUAAGCCAUGAUAAAGAAAUGUUUUGGUUGGUUUGCUAUUGCUAUUUUUCCUGUUUGUCUCGAAACAGCUUCAAUGAAGUAGUCCCUCCCAAAAAUUGUUAAAAUGACGUUUCACGGGAAAUCGGUCUUUAAAUCUUGUUUUGCGUAAAAUAAAUAAAGGAUUUCACGGGAACUAUUCUUAAAUCACGAUUCACGGAAAGUAAAAUAUCCAUUUCACGUUUCAUAGAGGAUAAAAAUGGUAAUUCACGCUUCAUAAUAUUGUAUUCUGAACUAUUUUAGAUAAAACGACACUUACGAAAUCACCAACUGUGGACUUAAUCAAUCUACCCGAUUUCUUUUCAAAGAUGACAUUCUUUCUCUAUGGAGAGUUUGACUCUGAAGAAAGGAGAAUGCUUAUUCGUUAUAUAACAGCCUAUGAUGGGUAAGUUGUCCAAAGUUUUGUAUGGUUAUGUGCACUACGCUCCAAAAACACCCUGGUUAUAGAAUUUUCCUGGUUAACCUAGAAAUAACCCUGUUUGGGUUAACGUAAUAUCUCUGGUUGAAUUUCCUGAUAAUUUUAUCUCACUUCUUACCAUAGUCUGGUUAUAAUGUAACCAAGAAUCUGGAACCAGGUCGAAAUAUUUAUUAUCCUUUGAUACUGAUCUAUAUUCAUUUAUUUAUUAGUAUUUAUGCAGUUAGUGUCAAUACAAGUAUUAGUUCCAAUCCCUGAAUUACAAUUGGCUUGAUUUGAGUCGACAUUCCGCCCUUCGUCAAAGGGCUUACAGUAGUAGAAGGACCCAUGAUACAAAUUACAAAGAGGAAUGGCUCUAAACGUCGGAAAUUUAUUUUCAGGUAGUUCAAAUACAAACCACUGUAGCUUAUAGCAGGGAUGGAUUUACUUGGGGGCAGGGGUGUGCACCUCCUUAACUUUGGUAAGGGGGGUGCAGGGGCAAUUUCAUUAUCAAAUAGAUUUUUUUCAAUUUGGAAAGGCAAUAUUCUGUCACCAUUACCACAAUAAUGCCCCUGAAUCCUUCCAGGGGGCAUUGUUUCGCCCAUACUACAAACCACUACUGCGCGUAGCUCCAAAUGAUUAUAAACUUGAUCAACGGUCGCAUUCCGAACCAUUAUCAUGGGUCGAUGAGUACCCCAACAGAUCUGGCUGGAUCCCUUCCUCCCUCCCUCCCUGGCGAAUAGUAUAGAAUGUUAUAUCUACAAUUCUGCUACCUCUGUGUUUAGUUUUUUUUAUUUCUUUAUAGUGAGCUGGAGGAAUAUAUGAGUGACACUGUGAAAUACGUGAUAACUAAUGAGAAUUGGGAUGAUAAUUUUGAUGAGGUAUGA